This is a messenger RNA of Cucurbita maxima (winter squash), 725 nucleotides long. RefSeq names its product receptor like protein 42-like. The transcript has a single exon. The annotation marks the transcript as partial. The record is from RefSeq and is a predicted model, not a curated record. Lineage: Eukaryota; Viridiplantae; Streptophyta; Magnoliopsida; Cucurbitales; Cucurbitaceae. Gene Ontology annotation, molecular function: protein binding.
CAAAUCUUAGAAUCGUUGCAUUUACGAAACAACAGCCUUUCCGGAGUGAUUCCUCGGGCUCUUCAGAGUUGCUUGAAGUUGAGAGCUUUAGAUCUCAGUCUAAAUGCCUUCAAUGGAAAAAUACCAGCAUGGAUUGGCAUGAAGGAUUUGGAGUCUCUUGAUCUCUCAAGGAACCAACUCUGGGGACGAAUACCACCGUCCAUGUCAGAGUUAUCGUUCCUAGCUUACUUGAAUUUGUCUUGCAAUAACUUGUCGGGUCCAAUUCCGACAGGUACUCAGCUCCAAAGGUUUACUCCAUAUAGCUUUAUUGGCAAUGAGGUGUGUGGAGAUCCAUUAAAGAAGAGGUGCGGAAAGGAGGGUGUGAGCCCAGAAAUUGGGAAUGAAAAUGGAAAAGAAAGGGAGGGAGGAAGUAUUAUUGAUGAGUGGUUUUAUCUGAGUUUGGGAAUUGGGUUUGUGUUUGGGUUUUGGGGGAUUUGGGGUCCAUUGUUACUCAGUAAGGCUUGGAGAGUAAAGUACUUUAGGUACUUAGCUUCUGUAUGCCACAAACUCACAUAGCUCAGCGAUGUACUUCUUGUUCUGUUUUGUUCUUUGCAACACAUGUCAUCAAGCUUUGAAAUGCCCUGAGACUCAAUGGAAAAAAUGUAUUUUUGGGCUUAAGCCAAAGAUGAGAAACAUUAGCACCAUUCGAAAUCGGUAAACCGAGACUCCAACAAAAAAAUUUAUAG